CACUCCUCCCGGGCCUCUGCUCCCCGAGGGGGGAGGCUGGGUGGGAAGGGGCGUGUGCCAGCGCACGCGCGGUCCCGGGAAAGAGAGGUCUAGACGAGAGCAAGAGCGAGCGGCCCCAGUUUUGGGGAAGGGACUAUCAGGGCUGUCUGCGAGUGGCUGGGGCCAGACGGGGCCGAGUGGAGGAAAAGGGCACCAUGGCCACCCUCCUGCUGCUGCCCCUGCUGCUGCUGCUGCCGCUGCUGCUGCUGAAGCUGCGCCUCUGGCCGCAGUUGCGCUGGCUCGCGGCAGACUUGGCCUUCGCGGUGCGCGCCCUACGCUGCAAACGGGCUCUUCGAGCGCGCGCCUUGGCCUCGGCGACCGCCGACCCGGAAGGUCCCGAGGGGGGCUGCAGCCUGGCCUCGCGCCUCGCGCAAUUGGCUCGGCAGCGCGCCGCACACACCUUUCUCAUUCACGGCGCGCGGCGCUUUAGCUACGCGGAGGCCGACCGCGAGAGCAACCGGGCUGCGCGCGCCUUUCUGCGCGCUCGAGGCUGGGACGGGGGACCCGGCGGCGGCGCGGGGGGCACCGGGGAAGGCGAGCGGGCGGCGCAGGGCGCCCGAGACGCGGCGGCCGGAAGCGGCGCGGCGCCGGCCGCGUGGGAAGGGGAUGGCGCGGCCGAAGCUGGAAAAGCCGCUGUCCCUCUGGCACCCGGGGCCACCGUGGCGCUGCUCCUCCCCGCCUGCCCAGAGUUCCUAUGGCUCUGGUUCGGGCUGGCCAAGGCCGGUCUGCGCGCAGCCUUUGUGCCCACCGCCCUGCGCCGGGGUCCCCUACUGCACUGCCUCCGCAGCUGCGGCGCGCGCGCGCUCGUGCUGGCGCCAGAGUUCCUGGAGUCCCUGGAGCCUGACCUGCUGGCCCUGAGAGCCAUGGGGCUCUGCCUGUGGGCUGCAGGCCCCACAACCCAUCCUGCUGGAAUCGGCGAUUUGCUGGCUGAGGCCUCGGCUGAAGUGGAUGGGCCGGUGCCCGGGUACCUCUCUGCCCCCCAGAGCAUAAUGGACACGUGCCUGUACAUCUUCACCUCUGGCACCACGGGCCUCCCCAAGGCUGCUCGGAUCAGUCAUCUAAAGAUCCUGCAAUGCCAGGGGUUCUACCAGCUGUGCGGCGCCUGCCAGGAGGAUGUGAUCUACCUCGCCCUCCCACUCUACCACAUGUCUGGCUCCCUGCUGGGCAUUGUGGGCUGCCUGGGCAUUGGUGCCACAGUGGUGCUGAAGUCCAAGUUCUCGGCUGGUCAGUUCUGGGAGGACUGCCAGCAGCACGGGGUGACGGUGUUCCAGUACAUCGGGGAAUUAUGCCGGUACCUUGUCAACCAGCCCCCGAACAAGGCAGAACGUGGACAUAAGGUCCGGCUGGCAGUGGGCAGCGGGCUGCGCCCAGACACCUGGGAGCGUUUCAUGCGGCGCUUCGGGCCCCUGCAGGUGCUGGAGACGUACGGUCUGACAGAGGGCAACGUGGCCACUUUCAACUACACAGGAAGGCCGGGCGCCGUGGGCCGCGCCUCCUGGCUUUACAAGCAUGUCUUCCCCUUCUCUUUGAUUCGCUAUGAUGUCACCACAGGGGAGCCGAUCCGGGACACCCGGGGGCACUGUGUGGCCACACCUCCAGGUGAACCAGGGCUGCUGGUGGCCCCCGUGAGCCAGCAGUCCCCAUUCCUGGGCUACGCCGGGGGGCCAGAGCUGGCCCUCGGAAAGCUGCUGAAGGAUGUCUUCCGGCCUGGGGAUGUUUUCUUCAACACCGGGGACCUGUUGGUCUGCGAUGACCAGGGCUUUCUUCGCUUCCAUGAUCGGACUGGAGACACCUUCAGGUGGAAAGGGGAGAAUGUGGCCACAACGGAGGUGGCGGGGACCUUGGAGGCCCUGGAUUUUCUUCAGGAGGUGAACGUCUACGGAGUCACUGUGCCAGGGCACGAAGGCAGGGCUGGAAUGGCCGCCCUGGUUCUGCGUCCCCCCCACUCCUUGGACCUCAUGCAGCUCUAUGCCCAUGUUUCUGAGAACUUGCCACCUUAUGCCCGGCCUCGAUUCCUAAGGCUCCAGGAGUCUCUGGCCACCACAGAGACCUUCAAGCAGCAGAAGGUUCGGAUGGCGAAGGAGGGCUUUGACCCCAGUGUACUGUCCGACCCACUGUACAUUCUCGACCAGGCUAGGGGCGCCUACCUGCCCCUCACACCUGCUCGGUACAGUGCCCUCCUGGCUGGGGACCUUCGCAUCUGAGAGCCCUCCGUGCUGAGGCGUCUGAGGGAGGGACUUUGUGGGGUGGGGGCACUGCAGGUGUACAGGGGCUGUCAGAUAUCUUUUCUAUACCAGAUUUGUAAUCAUUAUUUUGUAAUAAAUGGGGCUGGAACCAAUCUGCCUCUGUCAUUCUGAUCU
Messenger RNA from Ceratotherium simum simum (southern white rhinoceros), 2399 nucleotides. It is a transcript of the gene SLC27A3, whose product is annotated as solute carrier family 27 member 3. Gene Ontology annotation, cellular component: endoplasmic reticulum membrane; mitochondrion; plasma membrane. Gene Ontology annotation, biological process: long-chain fatty acid metabolic process. NCBI's taxonomy places the organism in Eukaryota, Metazoa, Chordata, Mammalia, Perissodactyla, Rhinocerotidae. Gene Ontology annotation, molecular function: long-chain fatty acid-CoA ligase activity. The record is from RefSeq and is a predicted model, not a curated record.